Molecule: messenger RNA, 1947 nt
Organism: Kuraishia capsulata CBS 1993
Lineage: Eukaryota; Fungi; Ascomycota; Pichiomycetes; Pichiales; Pichiaceae
Exons: 1
Coding region: 1-1947 (648 amino acids)
Biological process (GO): mitotic chromosome condensation
Cellular component (GO): condensin complex
Molecular function (GO): chromatin binding
Source: RefSeq, a predicted model, not a curated record
AUGAACAUUCAACACAAAAAGAUGAGGCCCGCGCCAAGCGCGAGUUUCAUCACCACUGGAGACGACGAGCGCUUGUCCUCCUCGUUGCGGCACAAACGGUUGUUGGACCUUGAAGAUGACGAAAUAAACGGGCAGCUUACGGAGCAAGAUGAGGAUAUUAGGGCAAAGUUUGAGACUUGGAUCAAGAUGGCCUCUGACAACAAAAUCAAUACCCAGAACAGUUGGAACUCGACCCUCAUAGACUACUUCCACGACAUGAACCUGUUGAAGGAAGGCAAUAAGAUCAAUUUUCAGGUGGCAAGUGCCACGCUUGAUGGAUGUAUGAAGGUGUAUACUUCACGUAUUGAUUCUGCCGUGUCUGCCGCUGGAAGUCUGUUGACAGGUUUGGCGCAUGGACAAGAUGAGGGCGCAAAUGGGGAGGAUGAUCCGAAUAAUUCUGACAUCGAGAUGGCCGACGACGAAGAACUCCAGAACUCAACACCUGAAUUUAGGAAGAAGUCCGGUAAGUCAAAGACUUACACAUUGCUUCCUGCUGAGGCAUUGAAGCUGAAAGAACUAGACCAGGAACUCAAUUUGGACCCCAUAUUUAGAAAGACUUUGACUGAUUUUGACGAAGGAGGUGCAAAGUCGCUCCUAUUGAACUCUUUGAAGACAGACUACGCUGGUCGUGUUGUCUUUGAUACAUCUGCAGGGGCCGAGUCGGGGAAGAGCGGGAGCUAUAGAGAAGUUGAAGAGAUGGGCCAAUCCCAGACAACAUCGCAUCACGGUGUGGAUCUGAGUACCAUCAAAGGUCUGUUGAAUCCUCCAGAUGGUUCUCCCUUUCUUGAACUCGAAGUGUGCCCAUCCCUGCACCAGUUGGAACAGGUUAUGAACCAAACACAGACCGCAAGCGAUUUCCGCAAGAUCAUACAGACUUCUUUUACGGCAGAUUCCACCGGUAUUGAUUACCAGGAUGAAAACGACGAACUGGCCAGCCUGCCAGAUAUCAACUACGAUCUGGACUCUAUUCCAGAGUUUGAACUUGCCGACGAACCUACAGAACAGAAAGUGCCAGCUGAGCGCGUGCUGGACAACGACGUGAUGGACUUUUUUGAUGCUAGUGCUAAAAACGAUUGGGAGCCAAAAGAACAUUGGAAAGUGAAAGCUGUAAAGCAGAAAGAAAUCAAGGAAAAGAUCAAAGUAGAAGAGGAUGCUGCUGCUGCCAGCUCAAGGAAAACAAAGACCAAGGCCAAGGAGAAGCCAAAGACAAAGAAGGGAGCCGAAACCGUCAUAGACAUGUUGGGCGAGAAACCGACUCCAAAGUCACUUUUUGCCCGAGCAAAGGCUUUAUUACCAGACGCACAAUUCGAGAAUGAUACAAAGUAUCUUCUUCCAGAAGAACAACAACUAUACACAUCCAAGCUUCUUGUGAGUCAAUUUUUGAGACCAUCGCAUACGAUCUCUAUCUUUCAAAAAGAGAUGGACGUUCCUUCUUCGUAUAAUAUGGAAAGUGCAUCCUUUCUAGACAUGCCGGAUGAAGAUGAUGAACCUUACCCAUUGAACCCGACCUCGGACUUCUUCAGUGAUGUUCCAGGGUUUGACGAAGAAGUUGCCGAGAAGUCUCGCCAUGAAGACGCUGAAGAAUUCAUUGGAACCCAGAGUAUAACCCACGGCAAAAAGGCACGGGACGACUACAUGGACUACGCCAAAGUUGCCAAGAGAGUAGAUGUGAGCGCACUAAAACGCAAGAUAUGGAGAAAUCUAGAGAAAAGCGAGAUGAGCAAUGGAGACAAGCAGGAUUUCACAAAUAUGGUCCAAGAGGUGGCUGCGACAUAUCCGGAUACGAAGAGAAAAGAUCUCUCCACAAGUUACUUCUUCAUCUGUCUUCUGCAUCUUGCGAAUGAGCGUGGGUUUGACAUUUCCAACACCUCUGACUUUAGUGAUUUGUUUAUCUCGAAAACAUACUAA